This is a messenger RNA of Hyaloscypha bicolor E, 1489 nucleotides long. RefSeq names its product Mur ligase. Gene Ontology annotation, molecular function: dihydrofolate synthase activity; tetrahydrofolylpolyglutamate synthase activity; ATP binding. NCBI's taxonomy places the organism in Eukaryota, Fungi, Ascomycota, Leotiomycetes, Helotiales, Hyaloscyphaceae. The transcript has a single exon. Gene Ontology annotation, cellular component: mitochondrion; cytoplasm; cytosol. The record is from RefSeq and is a predicted model, not a curated record. Gene Ontology annotation, biological process: folic acid-containing compound biosynthetic process. The coding region runs from base 454 to 1356 and encodes 300 amino acids.
AUUGAGCACACACCACCACGAAUUCAACUCUGCGGAAUGACUCGUUGAACACCCCUGGUCCGACACCUUAUCACUGGAUGUUCUGAGCAAUGAUUGUUUGCUGCCUGAAAAAUGAUAGAGCUUGGUUUGGGUCGGAUCAGCCGCCUGCUCAAGCACACACCGCAGACGUGGAAAGCUAUACACGUCGCAGGUACUAAUGGGAAGGGGACAAUAUGUGCCUACCUCUCUUCCAUGCUCUGCGCGAGCGGUGUGCGCGUUGGCCGCUUCACAUCUCCCCAUUUGAUUGAUCGUUGGGAUGGUAUCACAAUCAACGACCAAACAGUCCAGGAGUCAGUCUUCAGACGUGCCGAGGAUCUUGUGAUGGACAGGAAUCAUAAGGGCGGCAUAGGAGCUACGGAGUUUGAGCUCCUUACAGCAACAGCAUUCGAAGUCUUUGCCCAGGAAAAAAUCGAGAUGGGCGUGAUCGAGGUUGGACUCGGAGGACGUCUAGAUUCGACAAAUACUAUGGAGCACAAGGUUGUCACAGUCAUAUCAAAGAUUGGGUUAGACCAUCAGUCCUUCCUAGGGAACACCAUAGAAGAGAUUGCCCGUGAAAAGGCAGGUAUCAUGAGACCCGGCGUACCGUGUGUUUUGGACGAAAGCAAUCCACCAGUCGUUCGGAAGGUCGUCGAGGACUACGCAAAAGAGAUCGGAACUGAUGUGAUAUUGAGUUCUACCGAGUCAGCCUUUCUCGACGGACUUUCGGAGGAGGAUUUUGAGCCCCACCAAUGGCAAAAUCUGGCAUGCGCAUACACGGCGUUCCAUCUGGCAUACACCAAGCCUGCAUCUCCUCUACACCACCUACUGCCCGCAAUUCAAAACCUUCGCUGGCCAGGACGUCUACAGACUUUAGACAUCAGGAGUGUCACAGGGCGGCGAGAAGUUGUUCUCCUUGAUGGGGCUCACAAUGUCCAGUCUGCAGAGGUUCUUGGAUCAUAUGUGGAUAACAGGCUGCGUAAAGGGGCAAGUAAAGUUACCUGGGUCCUUGCGGCUUCGAAAGGAAAGGAGCUCGAGGGCAUUUUGAAACCUCUGCUGUACCCAGGUGAUUGUGUUGCGGCUGUGAAGUUUGUUCCUGUUGAUAGGAUGCCUUGGGUUGAAGCAAUGGCCCCUCAGGACAUUCUAGCUGCUGCUUCUGCUUGUGGCCUCGAUACUACGCAACUUCGCGAUGCUGACAGUAACCUUUCUGGCGCUUUGCGUUGGGCAGCUACGGUUGCUGACGGGGGACCUUUGGUCAUUGCUGGAAGUUUGUACCUAGUAUCCGAUGUGCUCCGACUUUUACGGGAUGCGGAGCAGCUUAAGAGUCAACUUUUGGGAUGAAACCCCGUCUCUCUGUUUUCAGAUUGAGUUCUUGGCCUAUGAAUUAAUUUGAAAGUCCCAGAAGAAGGUGGACAAUGAGGAACAAUGUUCAUUUCAAGUCCUUCAGUGGCAUUUCAUUCGAAGGACGUCUACA